AUGUCUACUCGUGCUAGCGCUUACGCCAAGGACCGGAGUUACUUCCUCCUCCUUCUACAGGUCCAGAUCGGAGAGCUGCGAUCCAACCCCGAUUCUCGUGCUCAGGUGGUUACUCGGCUUAGAGAACUUUUCCGUAUGGUACCCCGUUGCUUAGAGAAUGCGCAUCUUCUCGGUGACACUCUCUUCUAUGAGAGUUGCUGCACUUUUCAGACGGCCUGCCAUAGCGCGAUCCCCAUUCUUCGUAAAGACGAGGACCCCAUCAGCGCAUAUAUGGCUGCUGAUCAGCUUGAGAGAUCUGUUUCAUGGGAGAAUCCCCAGUAA
Molecule: messenger RNA, 321 nt
Organism: Penicillium vulpinum
Lineage: Eukaryota; Fungi; Ascomycota; Eurotiomycetes; Eurotiales; Aspergillaceae
Exons: 1
Coding region: 1-321 (106 amino acids)
Source: RefSeq, a predicted model, not a curated record